AUUUUGUAGGUUAUACAUAGUUUAUAAUCACGUAAUCUAGUCUAACAUUUAAAUAGUAUAUAUAUUACCAUUAAUUUCUUUACUAUAGAACGUAUAGUAUUUUUUAAUUUUAAACAUUUAAAAACCAAUCAAGUAAUUAAUUAAUUAAUUGUCAAUUUUCCAGUCAAUUAACUGCACAAACCGGAAUAUCCCCCCUCUCCCACCUCACCAAGGUGUGACAGUACCUUAACAUUGUCGUUUUGUGUUCGUGUCAAAAAUGUUAAUAAACAUGAAUAUUUUACGAGAUUGUUUUUAAAAAUAAUAUAUUUAAGAUAACAAGUUGUACAACUAUGUUUCUCUUUAAUAUUCUGACGUGACAAUAAAAUUGUGAUUGCGUAUUCACAAUAAAUGUUUAAAAACAAAGUGUCGAAUAGCUUAUAUUAUAUUGUUUGAAAUAUAUAAGUCCGCAGUUAUUCAAAAUUCGUAGAAUUCAAGUGCAAUAAAUCGUUGUAGGUAUAAUAUUAUUGUGAUUUUUAAACAUAAAAUAAUGGAAUUGAUUCGGUGAGAACAAUAUAAUAUUGUAGAAUUUAAAAAUACAGAUAAGGAAAUGGUUAUUGAAAGUAUGAGGGUAGGAGGAGGACGAUGUCCACCACUUCUCGUAGGAGGUCUUCUCGUAGUUUGCUUAAUGCUCAUCGUCAAUUGGUACAGUCUCUCAUCCGAAAAUCUGGAUCUUCUUCGACAGCUUGACGAACUUGGGGAGCAACUUAAAAUUGGCAUAGAAGAAAGGGAUCAAUGUAUGAAUUCACGUGCGAAGUUGGAGCAACGAAACAAAAAGUCAGAUGAGGAGAAAGCUUCUCUGCAUGUUCGCAUCCUACAACAAGUGGAAUUGAAAAGGCAGAAGGAGGAUGCGGAAAUGUCUCUCACUGCCUGCAAGGCCGAAGUAUCGUCUCUCAAGGAUGUUGAUAAAACGCGACAAGCCACAAUUGAUGCGUUACAUCUGGAAAAGAAUACAACUUCCACCAAACUUACUGAGACAAAAGAGGAAAAUAAAAAAUUACAUCAAGAUUUAGACAGGUUGAAAAACGAGUUGGAAGCUGCAAAAUUAGCAAUGAACGCACCGCAGAAGACUAAAGUGUCGGAAAACGCACUGAAAGCAACUGGAGGUGAAUUAGGCAUUGGUCAAUUGGGUCCCGUCAGAAUAGGAGCAGUUGAAAUCUCACAGAAAGGUCUGGAAGCUCAAGAAAAUACAAAAGUAAAAAACAAUGUUGAGGGAGGAGGUCAAGAUUCUCAAGAUGAGGAGGAUGAGAUGAAGAAGCAAAUAAAUCACAUGAUCUCAGGUCACAAUCUUUUCGAAGAUACUGAUGACGUAGAACUCAAUAACGUAGCAGACGAAGAGAAAGAUCCAAAAUUAGUAACAAAUGAGGAAGAAAAGCAGAAAAAUCUAACAGCAUAAACGUUUUUUUUUCAAUAUUUUAAACAUUUUUUUUUUAUUUGACAAAAGCAAGAUUGAAUAUGCCAGUUAUACAUUGCAUUUUUGUUUCAGUAAUUAUUUAUAAUUCGCAGUAUUUUUUUAUAAGUUAUUUGCUCCAAGACUUAUGGCUGAUAAUUCCAAGUCUGUCCGAAAAACAAGUUUAUUUUGUAACUUUAGAAAAAAGUAAAAAAAAAAAAAAAGACAACUGAUAACUAUCCAUAUCGCUCAUAUAUGUAUAGAGAUAGAGAGAGAAAGGAGGAAAUCAUGACAAUUUUUAGAUAAAUUUAAUUAUAAUUUUACAAAUUAACCGUUUUAUAAAAAAUUUCAGGAAUUUACAAUCUUGAAAAAUGUUUAGACUAGAUGAGAAUGUACGUUUGUAUAAAUAAAAAGGGGUAAAACUUGAAA
Leptopilina heterotoma is the source of this 1855-nucleotide messenger RNA. RefSeq lists its product as uncharacterized. The transcript is spliced from 6 exons. The record is from RefSeq and is a predicted model, not a curated record. Bases 587 to 1432 code for a protein of 281 amino acids. NCBI's taxonomy places the organism in Eukaryota, Metazoa, Arthropoda, Insecta, Hymenoptera, Figitidae.